This is a messenger RNA of Archocentrus centrarchus (flier cichlid), 2547 nucleotides long. Its product is annotated as matrilin-3-like. The transcript has 8 exons. Gene Ontology annotation, molecular function: calcium ion binding. Lineage: Eukaryota; Metazoa; Chordata; Actinopteri; Cichliformes; Cichlidae. The record is from RefSeq and is a predicted model, not a curated record. Bases 31 to 1680 code for a protein of 549 amino acids.
ACACCCGGAGGAGGAUAACAGGAAACAGACAUGACUUCAUUAGCGUGGGGACUGCUCUGCGUUAUCGGCGUCCUCCUAGCACCGGGGUCCUCGGGGACUUUCUCACAGCCCCGGUCCCGUGUUCGUCCCCCAAUUCCACGAGUGUCCCCGCAGGUCCCUCCGAACCUCUACGGGCGCCUCGGGGAUAACAGAUCUGCAGAACAAACUUCCGACGAAGCGCUAAGUGAUGAAAAAUUUCAGCAGCUCCAGGCGGAUGAUUUCACCGUCCCAGGAGUCCAGCAGCGCCGGGAGGCGCGAGCAGAUGCUGGCAUUUAUUCCAGGUCUCACCGCUUUCAGCCACCACAAAAAAACCCAAAGCUGCUUUCACCGCUGCAAGAUAAAGCUGCACCGUUUGGAUCCUGGAAGCCUGCUGAAGACUCCAGAGGCUCUCUGGCAUCAAUCAGAACUAAUGCAGCAACAAGUUCCAACUGCAGAAAUCGACCAAUAGAUCUGGUUUUCAUCAUCGACAGCUCCCGCAGUGUACGCCCUGCUGAGUUUGAAAAGGCCAAGGAGUUCCUGGUGGACAUGGUGGACAGUUUGGUCAUUGGCUCUGAUGCCACUCGAGUUGGUCUUGUCAAUUAUGCCAGCACAGUGCAAAUCGAGUUUCUGCUGAGCACAUAUUUUGACAAGUCUUCUAUAAAGCAGGCAUUGGCCCGUGUUGAGCCCCUUGCUUCAGGCACCAUGACAGGGAUGGCCAUCAAGACAGCCAUGGACAAAGCUUUCACGAUGGAGGCAGGAGCCCGAGUUAGCUCCAUGAGCAUUGCCAAGGUGGCCAUCAUAGUGACAGAUGGGAGGCCCCAGGACAAAGUGGAUGAAGUCUCAGCAGCAGCACGAGCAUCAGGGAUUGAGAUCUACGCAGUGGGAGUAGACAGAGCUGAUAUGGCAUCUCUCCGACUCAUGGCCAGCCACCCUUAUGAUGACCAUGUCUUCUACGUGGAAACCUACGGUGUCAUAGAGAAGCUCACUUCAAAAUUUAGGGAAACUCUGUGUGGUAAGGAUGAAGAUGAUGAUGAUGAUGAUGAUGGGAGUGAGGAUAAACGUAUAGAUCCCGGCAGUGAUGAUUACAGCCUAGAUAGCAGGAAGAGCGGUGACAGAAUAAGUGAGCGCGAUGAUAAAGGAAACAACGGUUUGGAUCCAUGUGCUCAGGGACACAGCUGCCAGCAUAUUUGUGUCAACAGUGGCGACUCUUACAACUGCAUGUGUCACCCGGGCUACGUCCUCAACCUGGACAAGAAAACAUGUUCACGUUCAGAUCCAUGCGCCCGGGGAAAUGACUGCCAGCACAUUUGUAUCAACAGUGAUGACUCGUACGCCUGCAAAUGUCGAGUUGGAUACGUACUGAAUGCAGACCAGAAAACAUGCUCACGUUCCAGUUCAGACGCAUGUGCCCAGGGACAUGACUGCCAGCACAUAUGUGUCAACAGUGGAAAUUCGUAUAUCUGCAAGUGUCAAGUGGGUUAUGUGCUGAACGUGGAUAAGAAAACCUGCUCACAGGAAAUGAGGAGCGAAAUAACCGAGGAUGCCUGCAUGUGUGAAGCUCAGAUUGUGUUCCAGAAAAAAGUACAGUCAACCAUCCAGGAGCUGAGCAGGAAGCUCAGUGAACUCUCAGACAAAGUGAAUCUGAUUGAAAGGCAACAGUAAUAUCAAGAGCAACGAUACCACCAGAGGACAAGCACUGCAUCCAUCUUCACGACCCAUGGAAGUCGAUUUCUAAACUUCUGUAAACUCAGAUGUUAAAAUCUGAGUGAAGGUGUGCAUAGUUUUUAUUUGUCAUACUGUGUUCUAGUGGUCGAGAAGUUGUUUUGUUAAUAUUAACCUGAUUUUUUUUUUCAUUUGCAGCCAAGUCUGUUUUUACUUCUUGCUGUAAAGUCAGGUGAAACUGGUGUAAAUGUUUACAUAUACCUGUACAAUUAAAGAAGACCUGAGGUAGUCAUGGGUUCAUAUUCAUAUAUGGAAGGCAAUUUAUUUAUAGACAUGUAGACAUCUAAACAAACUUAUCUGUACCUCUAUAAUUAAUGUUUUAAUCAUGUAUUAAGUAGAAAGUCUAUUACUUUCUUAUUGUGCAUUCACUGCUUUGAGAGCAUUUCUAUAUCAGUGCAGUGUAGCUCUUGGUGGAACACUAAGCCUCCAUAACAGAACAUCAUGAGCAACAAGAGUGUUAUAGUUGUCUGUCUGAUUGCAACAUUAUAGAAAAGACCAAAUAUAAAGCCUGAUCCAACAGGCUCAUGGCAUGUUACAUCACACUGACGUACUAUAAUCCCUCUCUUUGGUAUCUGAAAUAUUUCAUUACCUUUUUUUGCACAAAUUUGAUUAGUUUUUUGGUUGCAGUGUACGGAAAGUUGUUCAAGGACCAGUCGGUUCAGUAUUUUACUUACUUGGCCAUGAAAAUCUUGUCAAUGUCAAAUUUUGAGAACAUACAAUACAUGUACUGUAUUUUGUUGAAAUGAACGGUCAUGUGCAUGACAUACUGUAUACUGUCUGUAUAUUAAUUUUGUAUGAGGUAUUUAG